AGUGCUCCUCCUCUCAACGUCUCUCUGGAGGUCGUCCUGUCUCGGAGUAUAAAGGUGUCAUGGCUGCCUCCUCCGCGCUCGGAGCAGAACGGGAUCAUGUCGGGGUUUAAGGUUCGACUGAGGAGGAGCCGCGGCCCCCGAGGAGAACGAGGAGAACGAGGAGAUCAGGAGGCCGUGGAGGCGCACAACUACUGGCACCUGUUCAGCGGUCUGGAUAAAGGAGCUCAGUACAGUUUCCAGGUGGCGGCGAUGACGGUGAACGGCUCAGGUCCGUUCAGCGACUGGGUUUCCACGGAGACGCCCGAGACCGACCUGGACGAGUCGACGGUCCCGGACCAGCCGUCGUCGCUCCAUGUUCGUCCGUUGCCCAACAGCAUCAUCAUGUCGUGGACGCCGCCGCUGUCGCCCGCCGUCCUCGUCCGCGGUUACAUCAUCGGUUACGGCGUUGGCAGCCCGUACGCCGAGACCGUCCGCGUGGACGCCAAGCAGAGAUACUACGCCAUCGAGAGGCUCGAGCCCAGUUCUCAUUACGUGAUCUCGCUGAAGGCCUUUAACAACGCUGGAGAGGGAGUCCCACUGUACGAGAGCGCCGUCACCAGGUCACUGACAGACCCGCCGGACCCCUCGGAGGACGACCUGUUCCUCUUUGAGAAGUUCCCCACGGCGGUCCCGGACAGCACUACGUUUCCCAUGAUUCCUCCGGUGGGGGUCCAGGCCGUGGCUCUGGGUCCGGACUCGGUCCGUGUGUCCUGGGCCGAUAACGCCGUCAAGACCCAGAAGAACAACGAGGUCCGGUUCUACUCGGUCAAGUGGAGGAGCAGCCACUCGUCCAGCGGCAAGUACAAGUCCGCAGACACCACGGCUCUGUCUCACACGGUCACGGGGCUGAAGCCGAACUCUGUGUACGAGUUUUCUGUGAUGGUGACGAAGGGCAGGAAGUCGAGCACCUGGAGCAUGACGGCGCACGCCACCACCUACGAAGCAGCUCCGAGCUCCGCUCCAAAAGACUUGACUGUGAUUGGUCGAGAGGGUCGACCCCGGGCCAUCCUCAUCAGCUGGCAACCGCCCAUGGAGGCCAACGGACGAAUCACAGGUUACAUCGUGUAUUACACCCUGGACAAAAACGCUCCGAUCGACGACUGGUCCAUGGAGUCCAUCUCCGGAGACCGACUGACGCACCAGGUCCUGGACCUGAGUCUGGACACGGUCUACUACUUCAGGAUCCAGGCCAAGAACAGCAAAGGACUGGGACCCCUGUCCGAGCCCGUGGCCUUCAGGACCGCCAAAGUGGAGCAUCCAGACAAGAUGCCCAACGACCAGGGUCGUGGAGGAGAGCACCCGUACUGGCACCCAGACAGCACCCACAUCGACCGCAGCAACAUCAACGGUCCGCCUGUCGGGCAGGUGCGCCCCCCUCACUCCCUGGCUCCUCAGAGAGGUUCUCAGAUGUUGGUGUUGGUGCUGGUGUCGGUCGGGGCGCUCACCGUCGUCAUGAUCGUCGUCGUGGCGCUGAUCUGCACCCGCCGAAGCUCCGCCCACCAGAGGAAGAAGCGGGCCAGUGCGAGUAAGCGUAAGGGGAGUCAGAAGGAGCUGAGGCCUCCAGAUCUUUGGAUCCACCACGAGGAGAUGGAGAUGAAGAACAUGGACAAAGCUCCGAGCGUCGCUCCGUCCGUACGAGAUUCGCCCAUUCAAACCUGCCAGGACCGCCCCCAGCCCGCCCUCAGCCAAUCAGAGAGCCAGCUGGGCAGCAAGAGCAGCCACUCAGGUGCAGACGGGGAGGAGGCGUCCAGUGCUCUGUCGACUCUGGAGCGCUCUCUAGGGGCCAGACGAGGAACUCGAGGGAAAAUGAUGAUCCCCAUAGAACAACCCAGUAACACACCCGUGGUCAGCGCUGUGGCUCUGGACUCGUCUCAGUUUCCCGCCCUGCUCCAGUCGCCGUCCUGCGGAUUCACCCACAACAAGUUCAGUUUACGCCAGAUGCCCUUCCCCAGCCUCACCGUGGACCGCGGCUUCAGCCCAGCGAUGACGUCAGAGCCUUCGUCCAAUCCGCUGCAGCCUCCCUCUCAGCCGGCCCCGCCCCCCGACCUCACCGCCGCCUCUCUGCCCGCCUCCGCGUCCUCGCUGGCGGUGGGCGUGUCCGCCGUGUCCCCGUUGGCCGGUUCGGUGUCGUCGGAGGAGGGCGGGGCCAGGAGCAUCCCGACGGCGUGCGUACGACCGAGUCACCCGCUCCGCAGCUUCACCUCGCCCCUCCUCCCGCCGCCACACGGCCCCGCCCACGGCCCCGCGGCCACGCCCCCCUCCACGGGUUCUUUGCCGAAGCCUCAGGUGAAAACCGCCUCGUUGGGGUUGGGGGGUAAAGCUCGCUCUCCUCUUCUGCCCGUGUCUGUGCCCACGGCGCCCGAGCUGCAGGAGGAGGCGGGGCUUAAGGCUGACGACGCCGGCGCCAACGUUUAUGAACAGGACGACCUCUCGGAGCAGAUGGCGAGUUUGGAGGGACUCAUGAAGCAGCUCAACGCCAUCACAGGCUCCGCCUUCUAACCCGACGCCGCGCCCCUUUACCUGCUGACCCCGCCCACCCCUGCCCUGACCCCGCCCACAUCUGCAAACGCCCACAGGAGCUAAAAGAGCCGAUACCUCGAUAUCGAUCUGCGAGAG
Messenger RNA from Boleophthalmus pectinirostris (great blue-spotted mudskipper), 2655 nucleotides. RefSeq names its product DCC netrin 1 receptor (gene dcc). The record is from RefSeq and is a predicted model, not a curated record. Gene Ontology annotation, biological process: cell-cell adhesion. Gene Ontology annotation, molecular function: protein binding. The transcript has 18 exons. The coding region runs from base 97 to 2538 and encodes 813 amino acids. Gene Ontology annotation, cellular component: membrane. Lineage: Eukaryota; Metazoa; Chordata; Actinopteri; Gobiiformes; Gobiidae.